Molecule: messenger RNA, 1421 nt
Organism: Cuscuta campestris
Lineage: Eukaryota; Viridiplantae; Streptophyta; Magnoliopsida; Solanales; Convolvulaceae
Source: the annotation of a GenBank genome assembly
AGCUGAUCUCGCAAACAAGCUAAUUAGGGAGGCAGCCAAAUAUAAUGGAAGGGGUAUAAGCCUGGAUGGAUUGAAUUGGAGCACCCGGCCAAGUUGGCAAAGCUAAGUCUCCCGGCGGCGUAUUCCGCUCUCUAUGGGCUUCUCUGCUGAGUUUCAUGGUGUCAUCAUGCUUCUUCAUAUCCUUCCCAUUGGCACAACAUUCCUUUACAACCACCUGUGAUCAUCAUCACAGAUUGGUCAAUUCUAGCUUCGACAACGUGCAUCUCAUCAACUCCAGGGACGAAGAAGUGGGAAGACGGAGAUCAAGCGCCCAAAUCAAUUCUGAAAUGGAGAAUGUUGAUUAUGAUAAUAAUGCCACUUGGGUGCGAUCAGUAGUUGGUGAGUUCACCUUUGAGGCCGAUUCGGCUCCCUUCCCAAGCUGUCACGCUUCCACUAUUGUUCAGGUGACUGGAGAUGAAUUCUUGGUGGCAUAUUUUGGUGGCACAGCUGAGGGGGCCUCUGAUGUCAACAUUUGGAUGCAAAGUUACAAGAAUGGGAGUUGGGGCCCCCCUGUUGUAGCGGACAAGGAACCGGGUGUCCCAAUGUGGAAUCCUGUGCUAUUCAUGCUUCCUUCUCGUGAACUGCUUUUGUUCUAUAGAAUUGGGAAAGACGUUCAAAGUUGGAGCGGAUGCAUGAAGAGAUCUUAUAAUGGCGGUAUGACAUGGACAGGACGAGAGCAGCUUCCUCCUGGUAUAUUAGGACCCAUAAAGAACAAGCCUUUAUUACUAGAAAAUGGAACAUUGCUUUGCGGAUCUUCCAUUGAGAGCUGGAAUUCUUGGGGAUCGUGGAUGGAGAUGACGAGUGAUUCUGGUAGAACAUGGAGAAAACACGGACCGAUACACAUUGCGAACAACACUCUCGGUGUGAUCCAACCCGUCCCCUAUCAGGCUGCAGAUGGGACGUUGCGAGUUUUACUGCGCUCAUUUACUGGCCUAAAUAGAACUUACACCUCCGUGUCCUGUGAUGGUGGUCUUACCUGGGAUCACGCAAAGCCCACUCCUUUGCCUAACCCAAAUUCAGGGAUUGACGGUGUUAAAGUGAGGGAUGGUCGGCUCCUUGUGGCAUACAACACAGACUCGAGAGCGGUUCUCAAAGUGGGAGUUUCUGAAGACGAUGGAGAGUCGUGGCGUGAGGUUGCAACGCUAGAGGAUACCCCGGGGAAGGAGUUCUCUUAUCCAGCCGUCAUCCAGGCCUCUGAUGGAUCUGUCCAUAUCACCUACACCCACAACAGAACUCAGAUCAAGCAUGUAGUGUUGAAGAUCUCUUGAUGAUGAAGAGAACUGGGCCUGCUGCAUGCAACAAGAUGAUCUUGCUUGCUUGCUUGUUUUGAUGCAAGAUUCAUGAACAUAUAUAUAUUUUGGUUCAUAUGUAUGAGUGUUGGG